Messenger RNA from Ilex paraguariensis (yerba mate), 2119 nucleotides. NCBI's taxonomy places the organism in Eukaryota, Viridiplantae, Streptophyta, Magnoliopsida, Aquifoliales, Aquifoliaceae. The record is from the annotation of a GenBank genome assembly.
AUGAUGCGAACACUUCCUAGUGAGGAAAGCUUCGGUGAAGAAGAUGAGCUGCGAUUCGUUGUAGAGAAUCUAGGGUUCUCUGGUUCAAAAAUCAUAUCAACAAUGACGUUUUGGUGGCCUUUGCUCGUUCUCGCAUUCGCUUUCGUGAUCUGUAGGUUCCUUCUGAUGCUCAUUCCUUCCAAUGUUCCUUCUAUCGACGUGGACGCUUCUGAUGUGUUGGAUGAUGGAAAUCAAACCAAGGAAAACAGCUUCAUAUAUAUUCCUUCCAGAAGGCAGACUGAUAAAGUACAAUGCUACGAGCCUGCAACGAUGAAGUACCUUGGUUACUACCCUGCAUUGAAACCUGAUGAGGUCAGGGAGCGUGUGACCCAAGCAAGGAAGGCUCAGAAAAUAUGGGCAAAGAGUAGCUUCAGGCAAAGACGCCAGUUUCUGCGGAUACUUCUUAAGUAUAUUAUUGAACAUCAAGAGCUUAUAUGCAACAUAUCUUCACGUGAUACUGGAAAGACAAUGGUCGAUGCUUCCUUGGGGGAAAUAAUGACAACCUGUGAGAAGAUCACUUGGCUUCUUGCAGAGGGUGAGCGGUGGCUAAAGCCUGAAUACCGGUCUUGUGGGAGAUCAAUGCUUCACAAGACAGCCAAAGUGGAAUUUCACCCCCUUGGUGUAAUUGGUGCUAUUGUUUCGUGGAACUAUCCAUUUCAUAAUAUAUUUAAUCCGAUGUUAGCAGCUGUCUUUUCAGGGAAUAGUAUUGUGAUAAAGGUUUCAGAGUAUGCUAGUUGGUCUGGAUGUUUCUAUAUGCGAAUAAUCCAACAAGCCCUUGCUGCUGUAGGAGCUCCUGAAAAUCUGGUUGAAGUAAUUACGGGGUUUGCUGAAACUGGAGAAGCACUAGUGUCCUCGGUUGACAAAAUUAUAUUUGUUGGAUCACCAGGUGUGGGCAGAAUGAUAAUGAAAAAUGCUGCUGAUAAGUUGAUACCCGUUACCCUUGAGCUAGGAGGAAAAGAUGCGUUUAUUGUCUGUGAGGAUGUAGACGUGCCUCAUGUUGCACAAAUUGCUGUUAGGGCUGCUCUCCAAUCAAGCGGACAGAAUUGUGCUGGGGCUGAGAGAUUUUAUGUUCAUCGGGAUGUUUAUUCUUCAUUCGUCGCUGAAGUGGUCAAAAUUGUAAAAUCUGUUACAGCUGGCCCUCCACUGGCUGGAAAGUAUGACAUGGGAGCCAUAUGUAUGCAAGAACAUUCUGAAAAGCUUCAGAGUCUUGUAAAUGAUGCCUUAGACAAAGGGGCUGAAAUUGUUGGCCGGGGAAGUGUUGGCAAUAUAGGUGAAGGUGCUGUUGAUCAAUACUUUCCUCCCACUGUUAUUGUAAAUGUAAACCACACAAUGAAGUUGAUGCUGGAGGAGGCUUUUGGACCAAUUAUGCCAAUAAUGAAAUUCAGCUCCGACGAAGAGGCUGUCAAGCUUGCAAAUGAUUCCAAGUAUGGGCUUGGUUGCGCUGUGUUUUCUGGCAGUCAGCACCGUGCGAAACAUAUAGCUUCCCAGUUACAUUGUGGAGUUGCUGCAAUCAACGACUUUGCAUCAUCUUACAUGUGCCAGUCACUGCCAUUUGGUGGUGUGAAAGACAGUGGAUUUGGAAGGUUUGCUGGUGUAGAAGGAUUGAGAGCUUGCUGUCUUGUAAAAUCUGUUGUGGAGGAUAGAUGGUGGCCUUUCAUCAAAACUAAGAUUCCAAAGCCUAUUCAGUACCCUGUUGCGGAGAAUGGCUCUGAGUUUCAAGAAUCACUUGUAGAAGCACUCUACGGCUUGAAUAUCUGGGACCGUUUGCGGGCAUUGGUGAAUGUUAUCAAAAUCCUUGCAGAACCGAAUUCGCCUACCAGCAAUAAGAGAAGAAAUGAGUGAGCACUAUUAUGCUAUCUAGCUGGCAACAUAUUCACUGGUUUUCUGACUAAACAAGGCACUUACCGUCAAUCUAGCUCAGGUGAGAUUCAAAUUUCAAAAACUAAAAGAGUGAGGCAACAUUUGGGGAACUUUUUAUUGUUGUCUUUUUGGCAUAAAAUGUAUUGCUUUCCCUCCCUUUUUCCAUCCUACUUGCCCUUGGCUUUAUUAAUUUUUCAUCUCAUAAAACUCUAAAACCCAC